AAAUGAUGAAGCAAAGUGAUACUUUUAGCUCGAGGCUUUUUAGUUGACAACAUCAAACAAAUACAAAUGUAACUGUUAUGAAAAAAGAGAUGAUUAUAAUCACACCUAAAUUAACAUCAUUUUCAUGAUGAUGAUGAUGAUGAUUACUGAAUUAAAAUAGAUUGUGACAAUAAAAGAAAUCAUCGUAAUACAGUUUUCACCCUUUUCUCUGUGUUAACAAUCAAAGUUGAUUCAUUCGAUUCACAUCAACCUAACCUGACCUGAUAAACAAUUUAACGUUUUUGUUGUAUUACAAUUAACAAAAGAAGUGAAUCAAGUUCACAAUUAAUUCAUCAAUUGAUUAACUAAGUGUCAUUUGAUGAUCGUCGCUGUUUACCAACCAAAUGAGUGACAAUUAAUUUAGCGGUUAAUCAUGUCGACCGUUUGUCUCUGUGAAAUGUUUCACUUUUCCCAGUUCUUCCAUUGACCAAAUUACAAUUACCAUGAAUCUCAAUCUACUCGUUUAUCUGAUAUUGUCAAUCUAUGUACACAAAGUUUCAUCGCUAUAUCCAUCUGAUCGCUGGCUCUUUCCAAUUAAUCCACGUGAAACACCAGAAAAUGUUCUGACUGAUUCGAUUGUUAAUCAACCGGGAGGUGAAGCACUUUCAUCUUCAUCUUCUUCUUCAGGAUCAUUACCACCAACUGAUUACAUUCGUAAUAGCGAACUUGUCCGAUUUGUUGAUUAUUCGUCAAUUCUUGGGUCACCAUUAGCUUCACUUUCAUCACCUUUGAUUAGUGUUGAAUCUUCAGCAAUUAAAAGAGAUGAAUCUCGAAAUGGAUCAACUUAUUCAAUCGGAAAAUCAAUUAUCUGUAAUGAAGAUUCAGUCGAAUCUUUGUUCUCUAUCGUCUCUUUAACUCGUCAUCAUGAUAAUGAGAAAUCCAAAGAAACAGCUCGACAUCGGAUUAUGGGACAUUUUUGGAAAUAUGGAUUAGAAACAUUCGCUCAAAGGUUUACAACUAGAUUAGGAUUAAAUGGAGUUAAUUUAAUCGGUGUUUGGCCGAGUAAAAACCGUAAUAAAACGGAUGAUUCGAUAAUUCUAGUGGGAGGUCAUUAUGAUACUGUCAAGGGAACUUAUGGAAUCGAUGACAAUGGUUCUGGAAUCGUGGCCUUAUUAGAACUUGUUCGGCUUGUCGGUCAAUCUAAGCCCUCACUCGAUCACUCGAUAUUCUUUGUCGCCUUUGACUUUGAAGAAGCGGGUCUUUGGGGAAGUAAAGCUUUUGUAUCUGAAUACUUCAUUCCCGAUGAACUAAUCGGGAAACGGGCCAAUUUCUUAGGCGCUUAUAUAACUGAUAUGAUAUUGACAUGGGAUCCAACUGAAGGAAGUCAAGAUCUCAGCGAAGAUUUUAUUAAGGAAACACCGGAAGCGGCUGCAAAAGUGAAAAAGAAUAAAAAUCGUGGUGACUUUGCAUCCAUUUGGAUGCGACGUGGUUACGAUAAGUCAAUUUGGGAACCGUUAGAGAAAUCGUGGAAUCGAAUUGCUAAUGCGACGAAUACAGGAUCCAAGUACAAGAUAAUCGCAUUCGAUGCUGAUCUGCCCGAUAAAAUGUACACAAGAAAAAAAGAUAUUCGUGAUUCGGCUCAAACGUUUUUACGAUCUGAUCAUUCGUCUUUUUGGUACCAUGGAAAUCGAAAAGUUCGUCCAUUAAAUGCUCUUCUAAUCACUGACCUCGGUCCUUGGAGAGGGUAUCAAAGAUCAUGUUAUCAUAAAGCCUGUGAUAAUCUGAAUCAAUUAUCUCGAGAUAAAUUAGGUUUCGUUGUACAAAUUAUAUUAACACUUCACGACAUAAUUACGAACAAUCCGCCGACGAUUUCGAUCAAUAAUAAACGACGAGAGUCCUCACCUAUUCCUGAUUACCCGUUGCCUCGAAAACCGACAUCGUUGAACUGGCCAGUAAAUCGACGAACGCCCUUCAUGGGAUUUGACGGGAUUUACAAUAAUCGAGGAUUUCCCGACGUUGGCCUGAAUAACAACUGGUUACCUGGAGCUUCUGAUCAUCGGUUCAUUUCAACAGAUCCCAGGUUAUCAAAUUGGAAUGGAAAUAAAUUUUUUAAAUCAUGGCCGACAAUUAGGCCUUCGUCGACAUCAUCAUCAACUCCCGCAUCACAAUCAUCUUCAUCUUCAUCAUCUUUACCUGCUUAUGAUAUUAGUGAAUUCAAUUCUAGGACAUUUUCCAAUCCAUGGUACACAUUAAUCAAUAGACGAUCUAAAUAAACAUCAAUUCAAACGAAUCAUAAUAAGUUUAAAUCUAAAUUACAACUCGAUGAAAUUUAACAUUCCAUUCAGGUAUUUAUUUUAUAUUCACCACUAAAUGAUACAAUUAGAGUAAAAGAUUAACAAUUAAGAAUAAAUUUUAAUAAAAAAUCAA
Molecule: messenger RNA, 2406 nt
Organism: Panonychus citri (citrus red mite)
Lineage: Eukaryota; Metazoa; Arthropoda; Arachnida; Trombidiformes; Tetranychidae
Exons: 6
Coding region: 483-2252 (589 amino acids)
Biological process (GO): proteolysis
Molecular function (GO): metalloexopeptidase activity
Source: RefSeq, a predicted model, not a curated record